CCUAACCUAAAUUUAUACUUGAAUAGAAAACGCAGCCGCCAACUCUGUCCAUCAAUACCAAAUUGAUAAAAUCCAAUUUGUGUUUCAUUUUUCUCCUUACCCUCGUUCUCUCUCGAUCUUGCACCAGCUCACAAAUUUAUCUUGGGUCUACGACUACACCCACACACCCUCUCUCAAUCGCGAUCUUCUUUUUUUAAGUUCCAUUCGAAUUCGAUUAGGGGUGCCAAGAAGACACCAAUUGCUGUUCUAUUUUGAUUUUCUAUUCUUUUUUGCUGCUGCUCUAAAAUAAACUCAGAUAGCAAGCAUUAUUAAUGAUAUGAAUUCCAUCGAGGUAGAAGGUGGGAAUAACAUGGAAGUGCCAACUAAAGAAAUGGAGGAUGUUGUGGUUGAGUUAACUAGUGAUGUGGGAGCUAAGAAGACAACGGCUAACCGUAAAAGAAAACUCAAGUCGCCAGUGUGGGCAUUCUUUGAAAUGCUUCCUAUUGGUGAUGAUAAGAAGAGGAGAUGUAAGUGUAAGAAAUGUGGAGUUGUUUAUCUUGCUGAAAGUAAAUAUGGAACUGGCAAUUUGAAGCGACAUAUGGACACAUGUGUGAGAAGAGACACACGCGAUAUAGGAGUGUAUACAACCUAUGUCACUUUGAUGAAAGAAGUUAAUAGUAAUGAUCAAUACAUGAAGAAAGUGGCUAGUCAAAUGUUCACCAAAUUUGAAAAAUAUUGGUCCACUUUUUGUGACAUUUUAGCCAUUGCAGUUACUUUGGAUCCUAGAUACAAGUUCCACUUCGUGGAAUGGUGCUAUGAGAGAGUUUAUAGCGAAAAAGGGAUUUCUGAAGCUAUGCAUGUGAAAGAAAAGUUGUUCUUACUUUUUAAUUCAUAUGUUAAUGCUUCUGCAUGUCCAACAUCAUUGGAAAGAAAUUGCCAGCAAAGCCAAGGGUCUCAAAAUGUGUUACAUGCACCUGAAGGCUCCUUCUCUCUAGAAAGUUUGGAUGAUUUAAUGGGAUUUGACUCAUUUCAUAGCAUAGAUGCACCAAAAAAAUCACAACUUGAAUUGUACUUGGAUGAACCAAGGGUGGAUAGGAAAACUAAAUUAGAUGUGCUGAUGUUUUGGAAAGCAAAUCAAUUUAGAUAUCCUGAAGUUGCUGCAAUGGCUCGUGAUAUUUUAUGCAUUCCUGUUUCCACAGUUGCAUGAGAAAGUGCUUUUAGUGUCGGUGGAAAGGUGCUUGAUCAAUAUCGAAGUGCUCUUAGAUCUGAUUUAGUGGAGGCAUUAGUUUGCACUCGAGAUUGGCUUUAUGGUGAACAAGAAAAUGCAAAAUUAGCUUUAGAGGAGCUUACCCAAGAUGUUAUGGAGCUUAAAACUGAAGAUAAAGAAACAACUCCUUCAGCUUGUUCUAACUCUAUUGAUAUAGUGUAAUAAGUUUGUAAUAUUUAAAUUUAGAAAUUGUGUUGGAUUGAUUUUUGUUUUUUUGUUUUUAUUUUAGUUGGUUUGUAUGUAUUAUUUUAAUAUUGUAUUUGCAUAUUUUUUCUUCUUUUAUUUUAUUCUUUUAUUAGUAAAUUUUCUUCAUUAAAACUUUUA
Hevea brasiliensis (rubber tree) is the source of this 1570-nucleotide messenger RNA. Its product is annotated as zinc finger BED domain-containing protein RICESLEEPER 1-like. Gene Ontology annotation, molecular function: DNA binding; protein dimerization activity. NCBI's taxonomy places the organism in Eukaryota, Viridiplantae, Streptophyta, Magnoliopsida, Malpighiales, Euphorbiaceae. The coding region runs from base 317 to 1186 and encodes 289 amino acids. The record is from RefSeq and is a predicted model, not a curated record. The transcript is spliced from 5 exons.